CUCCCAGACCAGGAGGAGAAGGCGCGUGCUGUGGCUGCUGUCAGGAAAGAUGGUGUCAUCUGUGUGCGUUGUGUUGAGCCUCCUGGCUGCUGUCUUCGUGCUGCUGCCGUCUGCUGUGCUGGCGCAGUCUUCAACGAGAGUACAAGCCAUCUCGGUACGAGAAGAUAUGUCAUUCACCCUGGAUUCACCCCUUGAUGUGCAUCUUGGCUGUUUGUCCUGUGUGCUGUGUCCAUCAAUGCAGCGUGUUGUACCAGCCACAGCAGGCUCGCUGCCGUAUCUCUUUGUGGUCGGCGGCAUUGUGGCACAGGGCAAAAGCUCCCUGUCUGUGCAGGUACAACAAACAGAUGGGACAACACACGAGUGACGUCCCAUGUGUGCUGCCCGUGUGUGUUGUCUGUUGUAGAAUUACGGUCCCGGCAGCGUUUCCCUGACGAUCGUCGAUGAGGACAACAACACUCUCUCAGCUGCGACCAUCGCACAGGAUGACUCGCUCACCAGUCAGCCGCCCUUUGAUGCGAGCAAUGAGCUGACCUUCAUCCUCGCGGCCGAGAAUGGGACAGAGGUCUUUCGACAGACAGUCAAGAACGAUCUGACGUACACCUUCGCCCCUGAAGCCAAUGAGAUUAUGAUGCUGAAACUCGACGUGACGACGAACAACGUCUUGCGGCUAACUCUCGGCAACCAGCUGACAUUCGACCUUGUGGCAACCAUGGAGCGACAGGGCGAGCCAGUGGAUGGCUCUGGGACAGUGAUUCAGCCGAGGGCCUCGCCCACAUCGAGUUGGCUGCAGCUGACCUUCCUGCAGCGGCUGGCUGAGGGCGACGAUUUCUACGUGUCAAUGGUGCCAAAGGACGAGGGCGAUGGGACGGGCGUCGUGGGGUUUGCGGCUAUCACUUACUGGCGGCCCUUUGCGAACGCAGACAGGAGAAGGAGACUGAAUGGCAUAGGGGGAAUGGCCAGGGUGAGCGCCUGAUCAUACGAAAGGUGAGGGAACAACACUGCUUACCCACUGUCUCACUCACUCACUCACUCACUCACUCGGGCACACACUGUCUCUGCUCUCGGUGGACGGCUGUAGGCAAGUUGUCGAAUAUCUACUUAGUGACCGUCGCUCUUUUUGAUGAUGUACGUUGGUGUUGUAAGGGGUGAGACGGAAUCAGCGUCUUGCGAAUCUCUGUCGUUCUGUGUGGCAGUACGAUCUCGGGCUUUUUGUUUUGUGUGUGUUUGUGACAUCCCAUCAGUGUAGAACAAUCUGUCCUGCAAGACAUGUCCUGCUGUCUUGCCUCUCCACUCCCUGCAUCACAUACAGUGCACUGCGUGCAGACAGAAUUUCUUUACUUGUACUGUAUGAUUUUCGAGGCAGAGAGCCAAAUGAAUGCGUUUGUUUAUCUAUGAGUGGGUGGGUGCAGUGCGGCGGGUGAGUGGAAAGGUACACGCGGCUGCGCCAGGCCUGAUCAUAGUGUUCGUCAGGCUGCGCCGUGUGGUUGAUCGACUUAUGCGUUGUGAGCAUAAAUGCAC
Messenger RNA from Vitrella brassicaformis, 1518 nucleotides. NCBI's taxonomy places the organism in Eukaryota, Vitrellaceae. The record is from the annotation of a GenBank genome assembly.